Orycteropus afer afer is the source of this 1920-nucleotide messenger RNA. It is a transcript of the gene HJURP, whose product is annotated as Holliday junction recognition protein. The record is from RefSeq and is a predicted model, not a curated record. Gene Ontology annotation, biological process: CENP-A containing chromatin assembly. Gene Ontology annotation, cellular component: chromosome, centromeric region; nucleus. Gene Ontology annotation, molecular function: histone binding. NCBI's taxonomy places the organism in Eukaryota, Metazoa, Chordata, Mammalia, Tubulidentata, Orycteropodidae.
AUGGCGGACGACCUCAGCGAGGAGGCCGAGCUGAUGCGGCAACUCCAGGACAGCCGCCGUCGCUUCCAGAGGCGCAUGCAGCAGCUAAUAGACAAGUACAACCAGCCCUUCGAGGACGCCCCGCUGGUGGAGAUGGCCACCCUGACCUACCGAACGCCCCAGGGUCUGAGGCUGUGGGGCGGCCAACUCCUCCGGGAAGGAAGCAGAGAACGGAUGCAGCUGGAGGAAUCCCCCGUGAGGCUGAUGAGCUGGGGAAACGGCCCUGGGCGAGCUGCAGCCACAGGUUCAAAGAGCAAUGAUGUUGAUGCAGCGUUAGACCAAGGAGACAAGGUGGCCAUGGCCAUGGCGCCUGCCGUGCCCCAGAGCCCUCUGAAGAACGAGCUGCGAAGGAAGUACCUGACACGAGUGGACGACCUGCUGCAGGGGAAAGGGUGGUCAGAGUGCACAUAUUACAGUGGCGGAGAGGAUGCCCAGGUGACCUUGAGCCCAACGUUGGCCGAGCCUGCCUGGGGAGACAACGGUGAUGUCUUUGUCAAGAAGCCUGGUGGCCCAGUCAGGUCAGCGUCACCUCUCGGAGAAUGUGAGCCCUCGGCUGACUUGGCAGUGGUGCCUGGAAAUGCCAGCCACCACAGCUUGGUAAGCCACCAGUCCCUCGAGGCCGAGGACGUCUGCGACGUGACCAUCAGUGACUUGUAUGAAGGCAUGCUGCACUCCAUGAGCCAGCUGCUGGGCACGAAGCCAUCCUGCGUCAUCUCCACCAAGACCCUCAUCACCAGACCCUGGAGCUGCAGGUGGCGGCCCCGGUGGAGAGCCAGACUGAACCGUACCUACUGCAAAGGGGGCAGCUCCGAGGAGCGGCGCUCGCCCUGCUCCGAGCCCACAGAAAAGAUGGCGGCCCCGAGCAGCACCGAGAGCUCACUGGGUGUUCCCGGCCGAGAGUCGCGUUUCCAGCUGAAGAAAGCCCUCCAGGAGGUGAACCACCCGCAGGGCCGUGGAUUAGCUCCAGGCUGGAAGGAGCUUAGCGUGACUCCCCGGAAGCGUUCUCCAGUGAUGUGCUUGGACUCCAGCGCAGUGUACGACCUAGAUCAGGAGAAUAGGUUCAUGACGUUGAAGUGGUUAAUUUCUCCUGUGAAAAUCACAUGCAAAUCCAGAGCACACCAGGGCCUGGCCAGGAGCUGCCACAGAGAGAUUGACGUCAAGUUUGACAAGCUGCAUCAGGAAUGCUGUCCAUACCCCGUGAGCCGGACUUGCCCCCCAGGCUUCUGGGCACUGGACCUGUGCAGAGGUAGCCCCGCCAGCCCCAGCUGCCUCCAGGAAACCCACCAGCUGCGCAUUCCUGCCCCACAAAGGCCGCUUGAGGGUUUGGAAGAACUGGGCGAGAGAUCUGUUGGAAAGGGUGGAUGCUCGCCAAAGUAUGAUUCUUUCUCAGCUCUCUGCAAGACUGGCCUGGGGCCUAACCCUGACCACGCUGAGUGGCCACCGGCCUGUCUCCUCCAAGGAGGUAGCCCUGCAGUGUUCAGGUCACUGCCACCCAGAGAAGCUAUUUCAAAGCCAAGUGUACAGCCCCUAGGCUGUGGAAGGAGUCGUUAUGAUGAUAUUAAAGAAAGAUUUGACAGACUUCAUCAAGAGUAUUGUCAGACGUCACCCAGGCGGGUGACGGAGUCUUCCUGUACUGGACUGUCUCCCACUAGGGCCAGCGUGGAAGCCCUGCGUAAAAAGGACUUUCGAGGACACAUGGGGGCAGACUCUGCCGUCCAGAGUCCCCAGAAGUCGUUUGGCUCGACCACCACUGAAAUUUAUCUUGCGACAGGCGUUGUCCGCACUCCCUGGAGGGACCACCAGUCACCUGCAAAAAGACGCAGGUUGUCAGACCCCCAGCUGGACAUGGGAAAGGAGGUAUAUGCAGCCAAGACGGUGUGA